Messenger RNA from Fundulus heteroclitus (mummichog), 1720 nucleotides. RefSeq names its product zinc finger DHHC-type palmitoyltransferase 23a (gene zdhhc23a). Gene Ontology annotation, molecular function: protein-cysteine S-palmitoyltransferase activity. The transcript is spliced from 5 exons. Gene Ontology annotation, biological process: protein targeting to membrane; peptidyl-L-cysteine S-palmitoylation. Bases 228 to 1376 code for a protein of 382 amino acids. The record is from RefSeq and is a predicted model, not a curated record. Gene Ontology annotation, cellular component: endoplasmic reticulum; Golgi apparatus. Lineage: Eukaryota; Metazoa; Chordata; Actinopteri; Cyprinodontiformes; Fundulidae.
UCUCUCUCUCUCUCUCUCUCUCUCUCUCUCUCUCUCGGCACAAAUGACUGAUGAGAAGCGAGGCUGCUCUGUUCACCCUUCCCUUCAAUCACUCACAGACGCAGCUCGGUGACAGGAGGUCAUCUUCUCACUCAUUUGUCUCCUCAUCCUCAUUGCUUCUUCGACGGACUGCUUAACUUUUCACCUGGACAAAGUGACAGAAAGGUGGCAUCUUUGAGCGGGUCACUAUGAAAUGGGAGAAGCUGAAGCCUCCAGAGCCGGAUGAUCCUAUGUGUUGUUGUGAAUGUGAUACCUACAAGUACAGGUGUUGCUGUGACUGUGAAGACCUGGAUGAAGCUUUCAGUAGCUGGCUGAAGGAGAAACCCCCUUCCUGUGGGCUUCAGUCGCCUGUGUUUGAGACCAUGAUCGACAGCCUGGAGAUCUCCAUGAUCCCGGCCCUGCUUCUGCUGCCUCUCCUGCUGAGAGCUGCGGCUCUGCACUACCUGCUGGGCGCCGUCAUCCUGACGGCUCUGCCGGGCCUGGUGCUCUCUUACUACCACACCACCCACCGCAGGAAGAGGCGCACCCUCUUCUUCCUCACCCUGGCGCUGUACUCUCUGGCCUACAUGUAUUAUCUCUUCGUCACGGAGAUUCUGCCCCGCGGGGACGUCAGCCCCCUGCAGACGUGCGCCGUGACCACGGGGAUGAUUCUCACCGUAGCUUCCCUCGUUCACACCAAGAGAGGUCCGGGGUUCGUCACCGCAUCUCUGCACAAAGCAAACCCAACUCAUUCUGAUGGAUCUAUUCAGUCCACAGCCUCGGGAGAGACAGGGCCACAGUCCGCAACCGAAAAAUGGACCUUGUGUCCUGUGUGCAAAAUAAUGCGACCCCCGCGCGCCGGACACUGCAGAACCUGUGGAUCAUGUGUUCAGCGUCUGGACCACCACUGCGUCUGGAUAAACAGCUGCGUGGGACAAGCCAAUCACCGCAGCUUCCUGCAGACCCUCUGUGUGUUUGUGCUGACCUCCGUGUACGGGAUCGGUUUGGUGCUCCGCAGCCUCUGCCCCCGUCAGUCUCUGAUGACGGCCCUGUUCUACUGCCCCGGCGUCUACAGCCAGCCCAGCACAGCCCUUUGCUUCACCUGCUGUUGGUACAGCACCAUCAUCACCGCUGGACUGUUCUACCUUCUGGUGGCCCAGGUUGUGAGCAUCAGCUUCAACGUGACGGGGCGGGAGGCUCAGCUGGCUCUGAGGAACAAGAAGGGCCAGAGACGCCUGUGGGGAAUCGCCAUCGACACUGGAGAGUAUUCGCGCGGCUUCUAUCGGAACUGGGUUGAGUUCCUCACCAUGACAGAUUCCUCUGCGUCUUUGCACUCCAGCCCCACCGACUUGGUCUAGGUUCACGUCAGACCCUCGAUGCAGUCUACGGCGCCUUGAGCCCACUGGUGUGAGCCUGACAGUAUCUUUGGCUUGCAAAAGCUUGCAGGAGGGAUGUAAAGGUUCUGGUGUUUUAGAAAAAAAAAAAAAAAAAAAAAAAAGCACACACUAAUGCAUGUUUUUGAGUUUGAAUUUGUCGCACAGGCGCUCUGCUCUUGGUUGUGAUUGGAAGAAAGAAGGUGUAGCCAUUGUGCAAUUUAUUAGCAUAAAGCAAACAAUGGAUUAUGUACAAAUCCGCGGGAGUUUAUAGUCAAGUAAAUGCAUGCUUCAGAAGCAAAAAUAAAAUAAAUAAAAAUUUAAAAAAA